CAUCAGACUUGUGUCUCGCUUUGUCAAUUUGAGUUCCGCGACGCUCGCCGGCCGUCGUUGCCACCUUAUUGCUUCUAGCUUAGUUUAUAUAGGCUGCGUAACUUUGUACAAGCUCAUGGGGGCAACGUGCACAGGUUGAGCGGACGUCUGCGGCCUGGUCGCUGGACUUCGUCUCCGUGGAUCACCGGGCACGUAGCUUGUGGACUGACUUCCACAAGCAAUUAGAUCCAAAAGGUCUCGCUUGACUGGGAGUUCUGGGUCGCUGCGGCGGCUCCAUUCUGUCGCAAGGGGCCAUAACCAUUGCAGCAUGAACACUACUCGGCAAAUGGCAGCCAGCACCUCAUGCUCGUCUUUCACCUCUCUGGUAGCGCCCGGCACCCGGCUCCGCACCACGGUUCGCGCCCCCGCUAUGCAGCUUCGCAAUGGGCAGCGUGAAUCCGGUGCCGCCGGUACCGCUGCCUCAGCCAGCUCUUCCUCCUGCUGGCGCCUAGCUGCAACUGCUCUGGGGCAAGCGCAGCUGCACAGCGGGGCGCGAGUUUCCUGCAUGGGGGGCGUCAUCCGCUCACCGGCGGUGCUCUUGCGAGCGGGUGUGCCAACGCGGCUGCCGCAGUCCGCACACGCCAGUCCGUUGGCUGCUGUGCAGCCAGUAACCUCCACGAGUGGCAGUGUGGGCGAGCUCGGUGCCGCCAGCCGGAGGACCAGCAGCGGGGCGGCCUGCAGCAGCAGCAGCAGCGGCAGCCGCAGCGCCGUGUGCACGAGCGGGCCUGUGCGGGGGCUGGGGCGGCCGCUGCCGUCAGCAGGGCUGCGCCGCCGCCGGGGCGCCUCACCGAUAGCGGCUGUUGGCACUCCCGCCGUCGGCUCCGGCAGCGGUGUUGCAGACAGCGGAGCUAACGGCAGCACCGGAAGCGGGAACGGGGCAGAUGCCGCCGCCGCCGCAACCGCUGCCGCGGCCCCGAGCAACCACCACCCGCCCGGCAGCAGCAACGGUGACAACGGCAGCAGCGCAGCCGCCUCCGCCUCCACCUCCUCCGCCACCGCCGCCUCGGCCUCGGACCCUGCUCCCGAGCCUGAGCCGGCCGCCGCAUCCACCUCUCUGGACGGGCUGCCAGAAACGCAGAAGUACGUGUACGCCGACGAGUGGGGCUUCAGCCGCGUGGGGGCGGACUUCCCGCCCGGCUCGCACCCCUCGCUGUUCAGCCAGCUGCUGCCUCAGGCGCUGUUCGCCUUCGACGCCCGGGCCGCGGUGGCGGCGGUGGCGGUGCCGCUUGCGGCCAUGGCGGCUGGGUACGGCUGGCUGUGGUACAUGCACAGCAUUGCGCCGGUGUGGCAGCAGGCGCUGUGCGCGGCACUGAUUGGCACGGGCUAUGCUGGCUUGUUCAAGGUGGCCCACGAGUGCGCCAUGAUGCGGUUCAUCCCGCAGAUGCCCGGCCUGCAGGCCGCCCUGGGCACGCUGCUGAUGGCUCCGGCGCUGUACUCGCUGCCCUCCUGGCGGCUGCACCACCUGCACCACCUGCUGCACACCAACAUGCUGUGGCAGGAUGUGUGGGGCUGGCACCCGCUGACCAAGGUGGAGCUGGCGGAUGAGAUGGUGCGCAGCGGCGGCAGUGGCGGCGCCGCCAUGGCAGCGGCGCGGCUGGUGCUCACCACGCCAAUCAAGCUGUUCGCCUCGGUUGGCCACUGGCUGCGCUCCUGGGACGGACUGGACCUGCGCCACUUCCACCCCGCCUCCUACGUGGAGGUGCUCAGCGGCUGGGCGGCGCCGCUGGCCUUCGCCGGCCUGGUGCUGCCAGCCGUCGUGUCGGCGGGCGGGCUGUCAGGCUUCGUGAGCUGUUACCUGGCGCCCUGGCUGGUGUUCCAUUUCUGGCUGUCUGUGCUGUCGCUCACGGCGCACACGGCGCCGCACAUCCCCUGGCGCGCCGAGGGCGACGGCUGGGACGCGGGCCGCGCCGCGGUGGCGGGCACUGUGACGCUGCGGCUGCCGCGGCCGCUGGAGGUGCUGCUGAAUAAUGCCAACUAUAUGCUGCCGCAGGCGGUUGCGCCCGGCCUUCCGAUGUGGUCGGCUCCCGCCGCCUAUGCCGUGCUGGCGGCGCGGCUGGGGCCGUACCUGACCGAGGCCUCGAUGUCGCUCAAGCUGCUGACCAACCACGUCACCAGGUGGCAGAUCUAUGACGAGGAGGCGCACACCUACCGGCCCAUGGAGGAGGUGGUCGACGAAAUUGAGGCAGACCUGCAGCAGCUGGCGGCGGCGGCGCAGCAGGCGCAGCAGCAGCUGGCGGCGCAGGACCAGGAGGCCAGGGCGCAGCAGGUGGAGGGCAGGGAGGAGGGCAGCGGCGGCGGCGUACCGGCGGUGGCAUGAGUUUGCACGGUGUGAAUGUGGGAAUUGUUGAGAGGCGGUGGUGCUGUGGACAUCAUUUCGACAUCGGGCCCCGAGCGGCCGAAGGAAGCACGGCGCUGCGUGGUUGGUGGAGCGCGCACCCUAGGGUCUCGACGUAGAAAUGUAGCGUCUGUGUGCGUGUGUGGGCGGGAAAGGGUCUCGCGUGUGUGGCGUGUGUGGGGGGGGGGGCAGCACUGCGCAGAUAUAAGAGGCGAGCGGGGGGCGGUAACCGGACUGCGCUUUGCGAGCACUUGCGAGGCGCGUUUCUUGAGGGCAUGCGGGCAGCUGCCGGUGGUUGUAGGUGUGGCCACGCGGCAUGCGCUUAAGGAUUUGGACCCGAAGGGGCAUGGGGGCCUGUUGGCACGAAGGAGCUGCUGCCAGUGAGUAUGCCAAGGUGAUGGGAACAACUGGUAAGGACUUAUGCAGAGAGAGGGACAGCAAACAUACAGGCACGCAGGGCCGUGAUCGGUCUGCGUGCAAGUCGACUACUGUAUCCGUUCAACUACUUGAUGACGUCAGGGUGCUUGAAGUUGAUGUCACGAGGUUGUGGUCACGGCUGGCGUCACAAGUUGAGAGCGCAGUGGGCAAAUGGCGAUGUCAGGCCGUCAGGGGAGUAUUUGAGCGGCACCAGGUCGGGCCUCGAUAGUCGGGGACGGAGGUCGGGGAAAGGACACGUCGGGGUGAGGGAGAGGAGGCGGCGAGCGUGUGAACGUGGUUUGCAACAGCAGCUUCUUUCACCGUAAUUUUGUUUUGCAUGUCAUCAAGAAGUGCAAUUGCGCAAGCUAUAACGUUUGUGGAGCAGCGCGGUGGAUCCGUUCUUCAAACCAC
This is a messenger RNA of Chlamydomonas reinhardtii, 3202 nucleotides long. RefSeq lists its product as uncharacterized. Lineage: Eukaryota; Viridiplantae; Chlorophyta; Chlorophyceae; Chlamydomonadales; Chlamydomonadaceae. The coding region runs from base 308 to 2356 and encodes 682 amino acids. The record is from RefSeq and is a predicted model, not a curated record. Gene Ontology annotation, molecular function: oxidoreductase activity. The transcript has 9 exons.